AUGAAGUCUACUAAGGUCUUAUACUCUUCGUGGAUCUUGUGGUGGCCGUCAUCGUCAUCCACGCCCGCCUCGAAGACUGUCAGAGCACGCACGCAUCGCCAUCGACACGCACAUCACCGCACCGCCAUCGCCAUCAACGCAUCACCGCCAUCGCCAUCGCCAUCGCACCAGCACGGCACGCACGCCAUAAUCACGCAUCGCAUCGCACGCCAUCGCACAAGUCGGCAUCGCCAUGCAUAUCAGCACGCCAUCGCACGCACGCGCACCGCAUAUCAGCACGCAUCGCCAUCGCCAUCAACACGCAUCAAGCAUCGCACGCUAUCACAUCACCGCCACGCUAUCGCCAUCAAGCACUCAUCAAGCACAUCGCUAACGCCAUCGCCAUCGCCAUCAAUACAUCGCCACGCCAUCGCCAUCGCCCAUCGUACCGCACGCAUCAGCACGCACGCACGGCAUCGCACGCACGCCAUCGCAUAUCACCACACGCAUCGCACGCCAUCGCCACAUCAGCACGCCAUCGCCAUCGCCAUCGCCAUCGCACAUCACCGCCAUAUCGCCAUCGCCAUCGCACGCACGCUACACGCACGCAUCGCCAUCAAGCACGCUAUCGCCAUCGCAUACAUCACCCGCCAUCGCCAUCGCCAUCACACAAUGCCAUCGCGUCGCCACGCAUACCGCCAUCACCGCACGCAUCGCACACGCAUAAUACGCCAUCACACCAGCACGCACGCUAACGCCAUCGCCAUCGCCAUCGCACAUCACCGCACUCAUCGGCACGCCAUCGCCAUACAUCGCACAUCGCCAUCGCCAUCGCAUCGCACAUCACCGCACGGCAUCGCACGCAUCGCAUAUCGCACGCUAUCGCCAUCGCAUACAUCACCGCACGCCAUCGCCACGCUAACGCCAUCGCACACCGCCAUCGCCAUCGCCAUCGCUAACGCCAUCGCUAACGCAUCGCCACAUCACCGCCAUCGCCAUCGCCAUCGCACGCACGGCACAUCGCCAUCAUCGCCAUCGCCAUCGCACAUCACCAAGCACGCACCGCCAUCGCCAUCGCACGCACAACGCCACGCCAUCGCAC
Homarus americanus (American lobster) is the source of this 1081-nucleotide messenger RNA. Its product is annotated as histidine-rich protein PFHRP-II-like. The record is from RefSeq and is a predicted model, not a curated record. The annotation marks the transcript as partial. NCBI's taxonomy places the organism in Eukaryota, Metazoa, Arthropoda, Malacostraca, Decapoda, Nephropidae. The transcript has 2 exons.